Corythoichthys intestinalis (scribbled pipefish) is the source of this 813-nucleotide messenger RNA. RefSeq names its product cysteine and glycine-rich protein 2 (gene csrp2). Gene Ontology annotation, biological process: actin cytoskeleton organization. The transcript is spliced from 6 exons. Lineage: Eukaryota; Metazoa; Chordata; Actinopteri; Syngnathiformes; Syngnathidae. Gene Ontology annotation, cellular component: cytoplasm. The record is from RefSeq and is a predicted model, not a curated record. Bases 145 to 777 code for a protein of 210 amino acids.
CACCCACUCGCCAUCAGUAAAAACGAGCAAUGCUACGUCACCCACACAUUUCGGCGAGGCACUUUCGACUCGACGUAGUCCUUUGGAAUUCUGCCACUGAAACAUCUGGAACGGCCGGCGUCUUAACAUCCAUCAAAAGCCACGAUGCCGAACUGGGGUGGAGGCAACAAGUGCACGGCGUGCGGCGGGAUGGUGUACCAUGCAGAAGAGGUGCAGUGUGACGGCAAGAGCUUCCACAAGAGCUGCUUUCUCUGCAUGGUAUGCAGGAAAGGCCUGGAUAGUACCACGAUGGCCAUUCACGACCGAGAGAUCUACUGCACGUCGUGCUACGGCAAGAAGUACGGUCCAAAAGGCUACGGCUACGGCCAGGGUGCCGGCACGCUCAACAUGGACAAAGGGGAGCGACUGGGAAUCAAACCUGAGCAGUCGUCAUGUCACAGGCCCACCACUAACCCGAACCCGUCCAAAUUCGCCCAGAAGUUCGCAGGAUCGGAAAAAUGCGGUCGUUGUGGCGACUCCGUGUAUGCAGCGGAAAAGAUUAUGGGCGCGGGCAAGCCGUGGCAUAAGAACUGCUUCCGCUGUGCCAAAUGCGGCAAGAGCCUGGAGUCCACCACCCAGACGGACAACGAAGGAGAAAUCUAUUGCAAUGGUGACCUUGCUAUGCCAAGAACUUUGGCCCGAAAGGAUUCGGUUUUGGUCAAGGAGCAGGCGCUCUGGUCCACGCCGACUGACAACGCCGUCGCCUCAACUUGUUUGCUUUUAAUCCUUCUCAAAUAAAACACUUCAUCCCCCAAAAUAAAAGUUCACAUCUGA